Molecule: messenger RNA, 2340 nt
Organism: Gossypium raimondii (Peruvian cotton)
Lineage: Eukaryota; Viridiplantae; Streptophyta; Magnoliopsida; Malvales; Malvaceae
Exons: 6
Coding region: 434-1891 (485 amino acids)
Source: RefSeq, a predicted model, not a curated record
AAAAACGAAAAAAAAAAAGAAAAAAACUCACUACUGUUCUUAAACUAAAAGUAAAAACCGAAAAAGAGAAGAAAAAAAAAACCCAGUAAACAGCUAAAAACUUAGAGGUAGAGACUAGAGAGAGAGGGGAAAAAAAAAAGAGUGGGAUUAUUGUUUUGUUUUUGUUUGGUUAUGUAUGAUUAUUCUUUUCCUCGUAUAAUGUCUCAAAAUCUCCUGGUUUCCUCCACUUCUUCACUUCCAGCCAUAAAAGGAGCUUGAAAAUAUUGAAUCAACAUCUUUGAUUAUUGGGAACUUCUGUUACUUGAGCCUUGGAUCUCAAUCUGUUCAUUGAUUUGUUUCAAAUUGUGAUCUAGGGGGGCUUUGAGUUACUUAUCGGCGUACUAGUAGAAACCUUUCUUGUUAAGUAUCUUCUGCAUCAUACAUAGGAAGCUAGAUGGGUUCCAGAUUUCCAUCUCAUCAGCUCAGCAAUGGGCUUUACGUGUCAGGCAGGCCAGAGCAGCCUAAAGAAAGGACUCCGACCAUGAGCUCAGUGGCCAUGCCCUAUACUGGUGGAGAUAUUAAGAAAUCAGGAGAACUAGGGAAAAUGUUUGAUAUCCCUACAGAUGGUUCUAAAUCCAGGAAAUCUGGACCUAUAAGUGGUGCUCCUUCAAGGACUGGAUCUUUCGGGGGUGCUGCUUCACAUUCUGGACCAAUCAUGCCUAAUGCAGCACCUCGGGCUGGCUACACCACAUCAGGUCCUGUUGGCGCUGGAGGCAUGUCUGGUUCAGUCUCAUUGAAGAAGUCAAACUCUGGACCACUAAAUAGACAUGGGGAUCCUGCGAAGAAAUCAUCCGGUCCACAAUCUGGUGGAGUGACACCAAGUGGACGUCAAAAUUCUGGUCCAAUUCCUGUUCUCCCUGCAACUGGCCUUAUUACAUCUGGGCCCAUCUCCUCUGGGCCACUAAAUUCCUCCGGUGCUCCUCGGAAAGUGUCUGGUCCUCUGGAAUCUAUGGGAUCAAUGAAAGUCAAAGGUUCUGCUGUAGUUCAUAAUCAGGCUGUGAAUAUUCUUGGCCAAAAUGACGACUUUUCUUUCAAGAGGAACUUCCCCAAACUAAUAUUAUAUGCACUGAUACUGCUCUUUGUAAUGGGUUUCAUUGCUGGUGGUUUUAUUCUUGGAGCGGUUCACAAUGCCAUUCUCCUCAUCGUUGUUGUGGUUCUUUUUGGUACUGUUGCUGCAUUAUUUGCUUGGAACUCUUGCUAUGGGAGAACAGCUAUUAUGGGUUUCAUUGCUGGUUAUCCAGAUGCAGAGCUUAGAAAUGCAAAAAAUGGGCAAUUCGUGAAAAUCUCCGGGGUGGUAACAUGUGGGAACGUUCCUCUUGAGUCAUCCUUCCAGAAAGUUCCAAGAUGUGUUUAUACAUCAACUAGUUUAUAUGAGUAUCGAGGAUGGGAUUCCAAAGCUGCCAAUCCUAAACAUCGUCGUUUUACCUGGGGACUCCGAUUGUUGGACAGGCGUGCUGUUGACUUCUACAUCUCCGAUUUCCAGUCUGGGUUGAGAGCAUUAGUAAAAACAGGCAAUGGAGCAGUUGUGACUCCUUAUGUGGACGACUCAAUUGUUAUAGAUGUCAACCCAGCCAACGAAACAUUAUCUCCCGAGUUCAUGAGGUGGUUGGGAGAAAGGAACCUUUCAAGUGAUGACCGAUUAAUGCGACUGAAAGAAGGGUAUAUCAAGGAAGGAAGCACGGUUAGCGUAAUGGGAGUUGUUCAGAGAAACGACAAUGUCCUUAUGAUUGUUCCUCCGCCUGAACCCAUUGCAACUGGUUGCCAAUGGCCCAAAUGUAUCUUCCCAGCUAGCCUCGAGGGUAUUGUAUUGAGAUGUGAAGACACGUCAAAUAACGAUGCCAUACCUGUUUAGUAGCAUGUGCAUUGUAAACUUUUUUUUUUCAGCUACAAAACUAUAUUUUUUCCCUUGUUAUUCUAUUAAUAUUUUGGGGAUGUGGCAAGGACAAACGAUGAACACGAGAGAGGCUGGCAGCUUCUCUUACCUUUUAAUUCGGUGUAUAGCUUUUUCCAGGUUUCUUUGCUGUUGGUUUUAUGGUGUAGGGUUCAAACGGUGUUGUCGUGGGGGUUGAUCGGCUUUCGUGCACUUGGGGAUUUUGUGUUUGUCAAGGUUUUAGGGAAAAGAAAAAAAAAACAUUAACAAGGUAUUCAAGUAUAUUCGUUGUUUCUAUCUAGAUGGACUGUUUUACCUUAAGUUUUGUUUGCAAAAAUGACAGGCUCAGUUUGAUCCAUUGAUGACUUUGGAUUGAAUUUCUUAUUGGUAAUUUGUGUAAAAUAUCAGUGUUUCCUUUUUACCACUUAGAA